UGGCCUCAAACUCCUGGCCUCAAGCCAUCCUCCACUUCAGCCUCUCAAAUUGCUGGGAUUAUAGGCAUGGGCCACCACACCUGGCCCAACAGACUUUUAAAAAUCACUGUAUUCAUGAAGUUUACCUUCUGGUUGUGGAAACAGACACUAAACAAAUACAGACAUUUCAGUGGUAAGUGCUACAAAGGAAAGUGACAACAGCAUAAGAGAAUGGAACAUGAAGGUAGGGGACACUUUUAGAAUAAGAUGAUCCGAGAAGGCUCCUCUGAGGAAGUGACAUUUAACCUGAAACCUUACUGAUACAAAGGAUCAAAACUAUUUAAAAAAUUUGGAAGUGAAGGUGGGGGAGAGAGGUUCUAGGCAAAGGGAGGAAAUAAAAGCUGGAUGGCUCUCCACCAGGAAACACUGGAUGAAGAAUGGAGAAGAAUUGUAGGGCCCAAGAUUAGAGAGAUGAGUAGGGCCAGAUCAUGUGGGCAAGCUUUUAUGUAUUAGCACACUUAGAAUUAAUAUUCUGCUUGAGAAGUAACCUGAUAUUUGAAACAGAGUGAAAAAGAAAAUACCUCCUACAGUAUACUUCAUAACUUCUCAUUUAGCCCAAGCUCUCAGGGAAGUAAAGUCCAGCUAUGGCUGAGUUUCACAUAAUGCACUGCUUUGGAGUUUUUGUCUCAUCUGGUAGAGUAAGAUAAGUACCACAUACUAUUAUAAGGCUAUAUAGCAUAAAAUGAUGAUGCAUUUUCUCCGGUCAUCGAUAAGAAGAUUUUUUAAAAAGUCAAUUUCUUGGUUUAGAAUUUGAAAGCAGUUUCAAACUUGGAUAACACAAUUCAGAUCUUUUUUUUUUCUUCUUCUUCUUCUUUUAUUUAUUUUUUGAGAUAGGGUCUGGCUCUAUCACACAGACUGGCACACAGUGGCACAAUCUUGGCUCAUUGCAACCUCUGCCUCCCAGGCCAUCCUCCCACCUCAGCCUCCCAAGUAGCUGGGACUGCAGGCAUGCACCACCAUGCCUGGCUAAUUUUUGUAGACAGGGGUUCUCACUUUGUUGCCCAGAUUGGGAGAUCUUUCUGUACUUGACUGUAUGCUUUCCAUUGAUCUGCUGCUGUUUUCACUAUUAUUCCUUUUUUUGUGUGGGUAUUUUCUUCUGAUUUUUAGAAUUUUACUUGUAAACAUGCCACAUACACAUACAAUUUGUGCCCUGUUUUUCCAUUUACAUAUUAUACUUUCCAUAUUAGUACAUUGUCUGAUAUUUCUGCAUAAUACUCAACUUAUCUGCUGUUGUUUUUAUCAUAUCGCUAUUACAAACAUGAGGUCCAUUUCCCUUUUUUAAAAAAGGAAAGUGAGGUUACGGGUGGUGUUCUGGUAAAUAAUAUUUUGUCAUUUGUUUUCAUUGAUAAGGAAACAUUGUUUUGAAUUCAGUGCCUCAAAUUGAGUGCACAAUAAUUUGAAGGAAAAAGCUGACAAGUUUGAAAUGAAAUUGAUAUUACAUAAUUUACAUUAAAAUGAUACAUCUUUUGUAAAUUUGUAAGAAGAAUAAAAAAUAAAUGAAAACCUGAUUACCUUUCUUAUUUGAAGUUUAUUUGGGGGGUCAGAAUUUGACUUGCUUCUGUAUUAUUUCACUUUUCAAAAGAAUCCGCCAGGAGAGAUUAUAAUUGCGUGGUCUUCAAAUGAGAAAUCAAGUCUGUCUUUAUUCAAAAGAAAAUGUUGGAAGCCCAUUUAGAAAUCAUUUAAUAUUGAAGUUCCUAUAGUGUUGGUUAUAAAUUCAACCUUGACAUUUCUUAAAAUUGUACAAAGAAGUGGUAGAGUAGAAGUGGGAGUUCACUGGGGCUUGUAGAUUUCGCAGGAUGUUUUAUUUCCCGGAGGACCAAACCUUAAGCACAGUGCACGCCACACCUGAGGGCGGAUUCUCCCAGGCCGGCCCAAGUCAGGGCAGGGCUGGAAAACCAGGGGCUUGUUGCCCAGCGAACCGCCACAACAGAGAGCGGUCUGCGCUCCUGCGGGGCUGACCUGCCAGCGUCCAGCCUCGCGCCCUGGGCCUGUCUGGAUCUGGGUCUGGGUCUGGCCCUGCGCUCCGGGUCCGCGGAGGCGACCAUGGACCUCGCCGGGCGCGCCCGGGGCCACGGGGCCACGGUAGGGGGGCUGCUGCUCAGGGCGGCUGCUACCGCCAAGGGUCUCAGGGAGGACCUGAGGGGCGCGAACGCCCUGCCUUGGAGGGCCCUGUCCCGGAUCCCGAAGCGGAAGGGGCUUGGAGAGGAGGACACGGCAGUUGCCGGACACGAGCUCCUACUGCCAAAUGAGAGAAGCUUUCAGAAUGCUGCUAAAAGCAAUAAUUUGGAUCUUAUGGAGAAGCUGUCUGAAAACAAGGUUAACAUUAAUGCUGUGAACAAUAUGAACCGCACAGCCCUGCAUUUUGCAGUGGGGAGAAAUCAUUUAUCUGCAGUGGAUUUCUUGCUUAAACACAAGGCCAGGGUGGAUGUUGCUGAUAAGCAUGGCUUGACAGUAAUUCACCUUGCAGCCUGGUCUGGGAGCCUUGAGGUCAUGCUCAUGCUGGUUAAAGCUGGAGCAGAUCAGAGAGCCAAGAAUCAGGAUGGAAUGAAUGCCCUCCACUUUGCUGCUCAGAGCAAUCAUGUGCGCAUCGUGGAGUAUCUUAUUCAAGAUCUGCACCUCAAGGACCUGAACCAGCCUGAUGAGAAAGGAAGAAAACCAUUUCUUUUGGCAGCUGAGAGGGGCCAUGUUGAAAUGAUAGAAAAACUUACCUUCCUAAACCUGCAUACUUCAGAAAAGGACAAGGAGGGAAACACUGCCUUGCACCUCGCUGCAAAGCACGGUCACAGUCCUGCAGUGCAGGUGCUGCUAACCCAGUGGCAAGACAUAAAUGAGAUGAAUGAGAAUGGAGAAACACCAUUCUUUCUGAGUGUUGAAGGAGGUCAUGAAGAGUGCAGCAAAGUGCUGCUGACAGCAGGAAGUGACAUCAACAUUCCAAAUAAACUCAAUAUCAGUAGUUUGCAGAUAGCAACCAGGAAUGGCCAUGCAUCACUUGUCAACUUUCUUCUCAGUGAGAACGUUGAUCUACACCAGAAAGUGGAACCUAAGGAGUCUCCUCUUCAUUUAGCUGUUAUCAACAACCACAUCACGGUUGUAAACAGCUUAUUAAGUGCACAGCAUGAUAUUAACAUAUUAAAUCAGAAGCAACAAACCCCUCUGCAUGUAGCUGCUGAUUGUGGAAAUGUGGAACUGGUGGAAACCCUGCUGAAGGCAGGCUGUGACUUGAAGGCUGUUGACAAGCAAGGAAAGACUGCCCUGGCUGUGGCCUCCAGGAGCAACCAUAGCCUUGUGGUGGACAUGCUCAUUAAAGCAGAGAGAUACUACGCCUGGAGAGAGGAGCAUCAUGAGAGCGUCGGGGACCCAUCAACAGGCUUUCCUCUGACAUUCAAGCAAGACCACAGUCUGGAGACCAGACACAUUCGCACGCUCCUCUGGGGCCUGGCUUACCAUCAGCUGAAGGCCAAUGAGUGGCAGAGGCUGGCCCGUUCGUGGAACUUUACAGAUGACCAGAUUAGAGCCAUUGAGGCACAGUGGUCAGGAAAUGAAAGCUUCCGUGAACAUGGCCACAGGGCUCUGCUUAUCUGGCUACAUGGGACCCUGAUGACUCAGGCUGAUCCGGCCAAGCACCUGUAUGAAGAGCUGGUACACGCAGGUUUCCCAAAACUAGCUGAAAAGACUCGUCAUUUCAAAAGCAAAACUGACUUAAACUCCGAGAAAUGUGUAGUUUCAUAAAUGCCCAAAGAAAUUGUAUUUACAUGAUCUUCCACUCAGCAUUCAGUUCUUUUAAUGCCAUAAAUUUCUCCUAGCAGUAGCGCUGAUUUUCAACUAUGAUGAUGGUGGUGACAGGGUACUGUAACAGGUGAAAGAAGAGUAAUACCAUGAUACUUUUCAACCUCUAAAAAGCCAAAUACAGUUUUUUCGCUGAGGGCAAGUUAUAUAUAAUUUUCCCAUUUCUGUCAUUUGAUGUAACACAUGUAAUAAGAUAAUCUAGGAGGGUUUUGUAUGUCAUGUUUUUUUCUAAAAAUUCAUGGGAGCAGCAUCAUGGUACAGUAAAAAACCAACGGUUUUUACAAUAGACGAAUAUAGUUUUGAACUUGGUUUUGCCACUUAUUAGAUGUGAACCUUUGGGCAUGUUAAUGUUGUUUAAGUUCUUAGAUCUUCAGUUUCCUUCUCUAUAAACUGGGACAAAUGUCUAUUUAAUCCACAGGGUUGGAGUAGAGAUGAAGGGAAAAUGCCUGUGAAAUGCCUAGCCUCAUGCCCACAGUAUGGAAAUCAACUGUUAUUUCUCUUUCAGUAAGAGAAACUGGGUUUGGAAAUUUAUAGUCAUUGUUGACUUUAAAUCACACAUAAUGUGUAAUAUAUUACUUGGGAAAGACCAGAAGCAUGUACACCAACUUUUUUUUUUUUAAUCUUGUGGUGAUGUAAUUACUGAUGAUAAUUUUCUUUGUACUUUUGGGUACAUUCAAUUUUUUUCACAAUGAACAUGCAUUAUUUUUGUAAUCUGAGAGUUAUGAAAUAAAUGUAAAAUCGAGUAUCAAUUUGUGCCGGUUUAUGUGCACCUAUUCAUUGGAAUUUAAGACUCUCCAUUCUCGGAUUCUGACUGUAAAUUUACAAGGCACAUAAUAAAACCAUAAGCAAUUUCAA
Molecule: messenger RNA, 4680 nt
Organism: Chlorocebus sabaeus (green monkey)
Lineage: Eukaryota; Metazoa; Chordata; Mammalia; Primates; Cercopithecidae
Gene: ANKDD1B
Product: ankyrin repeat and death domain containing 1B
Biological process (GO): signal transduction
Molecular function (GO): protein binding
Source: RefSeq, a predicted model, not a curated record